AUGAUCGCCUUGCAAGGGGUUCACCACGAGGAUUAUGCCGAUAUAACACUAGCGGACUUCCGCCAUCUGAUGGAUUACUUGAUAAGCUACGGAAACAUGCAUAUCAGGGAAAACGUGCCGGACUUGAUACACCGAGCUCCAACAACCGUUCGCGGCGUGAAAAUUUGCUGCUACGGCGAAGAAAAAUUUCAUGGGUCAGAGCCCUUCGUUUCCGUCGACAUCACCCGAGCAAACCGCAUCUCCCUAGGCAGUGGAUCCAUCUCCUCAAUAUCUGUCUCGCUCGGUAUGCCUUUACGGCUCUGGAAGAACCCGGACACCGAAUUCUGCCAUAUCCCGCCAGGAUUAGAGGAGGACAUGAUGGCAGACAGUAAUCCUAAUGUUGCGUUCUUGAUGAUGGAAACUGAUGCUUCCAAAAAAGAAUGGGGCUGGGCACCUCGGUACUGGAGAAGCGAGAUAGGGAACGUCUGGGCUGUUCCUGAAGACGGACAGGAUCUGGCUGCGAAUGAUGUCGCAAUGAUAUGCCACUUUGCGAGGCGCAAACUACAAGGUAUGUUUGAAGACGUGAUGGAAUCGGGCUCGAGCUUAGCGAGUAGACAGAGGGUUUCGGAUUUCAUUACUUGGAACAAUAUGGUUGCUCAUUGGGAAGAGACUGGUGAGCACUAG
Penicillium longicatenatum is the source of this 663-nucleotide messenger RNA. RefSeq lists its product as uncharacterized. The coding region runs from base 1 to 663 and encodes 220 amino acids. The transcript has a single exon. NCBI's taxonomy places the organism in Eukaryota, Fungi, Ascomycota, Eurotiomycetes, Eurotiales, Aspergillaceae. The record is from RefSeq and is a predicted model, not a curated record.